Molecule: messenger RNA, 1932 nt
Organism: Zalophus californianus (California sea lion)
Lineage: Eukaryota; Metazoa; Chordata; Mammalia; Carnivora; Otariidae
Product: zinc finger MYM-type protein 5-like
Molecular function (GO): zinc ion binding
Source: RefSeq, a predicted model, not a curated record
UGAGGGCGAGGCCGGGAGGGCUGGGAUCAGGAAUCACCUUCAGACCAGUCUGGUGAAACGUUGCCAGAAAUUAAGAAAACAUACCUCUUGUUCUUUGGCAUGGAUAAAUGUUCAGUGAGAGGAUUAGACUUGGCUGAACAGACUCCUGUUUUAUUAGAGCAUAAAGCCAUGGCAGCUAGUCUCUUGGAUAUAGGAAAUUCAUUUUGUAACCCAACUAGUCCUUUAGAUAACAGAUGUAGAAAUUCAUCGGUGGAAGAAGAUGAUGAUGAUGUUGUAUUUAUUGAAUCUAUACAACCUCCUUCAACUUCUACUCCAGCAGGAGCUGAUCAAAGAAAUUUUAUAUUUGCUUCAUCAAGAAAUGAAAGGCUACAAGGAAAUUAUUCCAUAAUUCUUCCUUCCUCAAGAGAUUUGGCUUCUGAGAAGGGAAAUACCAAGACUGCAGUAGGACCUUUUAAUCCUGGUAGAAUGAAUGUGGCAGGAGUUGAAUUUCAGAAUGGAGGAUAUGCAACUCACCAUAGUCCUGAUUCUUGGAUCUCCCAGUCAGCAUCAUUUCCCUGUAAUCAGAAACAGCCAGGGGUGGAUUCUUUAUCACCAGUGGCCUCCCUUCCUAAACAGAUUUUCCAGUCUUCAGUCCAACAGCAACUUACAAAACCAGCUAAAAUCACUUGUGCACACUGCAAAAAACCUUUACAGAAGGGACAGACAGCUUAUCAACGAAAAGGAUCAGCUCACCUCUUUUGUUCUACCACCUGCCUUUCUUCCUUCUCUCAUAAGUGCACUCCAAAGAAACGCAAUGUAAUAAGUAAAAAAGAUGUACCUACAAAAAGGGCUACUAAUGUUCCUCAAGUUGAGUCAAGAGAAUCCUCCCAAGAAUUUUGUAGUACGUCUUUGCCUCCCUAUGAAGACAACCAGAAUCUUAGAAAAAGAAUUAAUAAAUCGAGAUGUAUAAUCUGUAGUACUGAGAUUCGCCAUGAAGUCAGCGUUAAUAAUGUAAUACAUAAACUGUGCAGUAACCAGUGCUUUAAUAAGUACAGGUUGGCCAAUGGACUAAUAAUGAAUUGCUGUGAACAGUGUGAAGAGUACUUGCCCAAUAAAAGUGCUGGAAACAAUGUCCUGAUCAUUGAAGGUCAGCAGACAAGAUUUUGCUGCCAAGGUUGUGUUAAUGAAUAUAAACAGAUGCUGGAAACAAAAUCAAAAAAUUUGUCAGCAUCAGAAAACAGAAAAAGGAAUGCUGUUAGAGAAGAAGAAAAUGAAAGAAAAUCAUAUGGACCAUUGAAUACUCUUUUAGAAAAAAAAGAGGGAAUACCAGAGGAAAAGGAAAAGACUUCAGAGCUACAGGUUUUGGCAGAAUAUAGCACAGAUACAUCACUGAUCAAGCAGGAUGUGAAUUUACCUUCUUCUAUGUUAACCAUAGCUGAUAAAUUUCAAGAGCCGCUGGAAGAGAAAAAAUCAGAAGACUGCAUUAUAUCAGUUGUACUUUCUACAGACCCAGGUACAUGGCCCCGAAUUUUGAAUACUAAACAACGGGACAUUCUUGUUGAAAACGAUCCACCUCAAGUAAGAAAUUUUAACUUUCCAAAAGACAAUACAGGGAGGAAAUUUUCAGAAACUUACUACACACGAAUUCUUCCAAAUGGUGAUAAAACCACUAGAUCCUGGUUACUUUAUUCGACUGCAAAAGAUUCUGUAUUUUGUUUGUAUUGCAAACUCUUUGGGGAAGGAAAAAAUCAACUGAAGAAUGAGAAUGGGUGCAAAGAUUGGCAGCAUUUAUCACAUAUUCUUAGCAAACAUGAGGAAAGUGAAAUGCAUAUCAACAAUAGUGUUAAGUAUUCAGAAUUAAAAUCUGAUUUGAAAAAAAAUAAAACUGUGGAAUCUGCAGAACAUGGAUUACAUGAGAAUGAGAAAAAUGAUGGUGUGCUCUUGUACACAUAA